AGUGUGAGAAGCAGUAUGUGUGAGCAUGUGUGUGUGUGUAUGUGUGUGUGGGGGGGUGUAAAAUGUGUUUUUCAAAGUACUGAGAGGUUGAUGGGGCUGUUCGAUUAGCUCCUCUGAGAAGAGAAAAGGUUCUUGGACCUCUCCCUGUUUCUUCCUUAGAAUAAUUUGAAUGGGAUUUGUGAUGCAGAAAAGCCUAAGGGAAAAAGAAUAUUCAUUCUGUGUGGUGAAAAUUUUUUGAAAAAAAAAUUGCCUUCUUCAAACAAGGGUGUCAUUCUGAUAUUUAUGAGGACUGUUGUUCUCACUAUGAAGGCAUCUGUUAUUGAAAUGUUCCUUGUUUUGCUGCUGACUGGAGUACAUUCAAACAAAGAAACGGCAAAGAAGAUUAAAAGGCCCAAGUUCACUGUGCCUCAGAUCAACUGCGAUGUCAAAGCCGGAAAGAUCAUCAAUCCUGAGUUCAUUGUGAAAUGUCCAGCAGGAUGCCAAGACCCCAAAUACCACGUUUAUGGCACUGACGUAUAUGCAUCCUACUCCAGUGUGUGUGGCGCUGCCGUACACAGUGGUGUGCUUGAUAAUUCAGGAGGGAAAAUACUUGUUCGGAAGGUUGCUGGACAGUCUGGUUACAAAGGGAGUUAUUCCAACGGUGUCCAAUCGUUAUCCCUACCACGAUGGAGAGAAUCCUUUAUCGUCUUAGAAAGUAAACCCAAAAAGGGUGUAACCUACCCAUCAGCUCUUACAUACUCAUCAUCGAAAAGUCCAGCUGCCCAAGCAGGUGAGACCACAAAAGCCUAUCAGAGGCCACCUAUUCCAGGGACAACUGCACAGCCGGUCACUCUGAUGCAGCUUCUGGCUGUCACUGUAGCUGUGGCCACCCCCACCACCUUGCCAAGGCCAUCCCCUUCUGCUGCUUCUACCACCAGCAUCCCCAGACCACAAUCAGUGGGCCACAGGAGCCAGGAGAUGGAUCUCUGGUCCACUGCCACCUACACAAGCAGCCAAAACAGGCCCGGAGCUGAUCCAGGUACCCAAAGGCAAGAUCCUUCAGGAGCUGCCUUCCAGAAACCUGUUGGAGCGGAUGUCAGCCUGGGAGAGAUGGACUCAUGGAAACCUGGAUCGGUCCUUUUAGAUGAAGGACUUGUUCCAAAAGAAGAAUUGAGCACACAGUCUUUGGAGCCAGUAUCCCUGGGAGAUCCAAACUGCAAAAUUGACUUGUCGUUUUUAAUUGAUGGGAGCACCAGCAUUGGCAAACGGCGAUUCCGAAUCCAGAAGCAGCUCCUGGCUGAUGUUGCCCAAGCUCUUGACAUUGGCCCUGCCGGUCCACUGAUGGGUGUUGUCCAGUAUGGAGACAACCCUGCUACUCACUUUAACCUCAAGACACACACGAAUUCUCGAGAUCUGAAGACAGCCAUAGAGAAAAUUACCCAGAGAGGAGGACUUUCUAAUGUGGGUCGGGCCAUCUCCUUUGUGACCAAGAACUUCUUUUCCAAAGCCAAUGGAAACAGAAGCGGCGCUCCCAAUGUGGUGGUGGUGUUGGUGGAUGGCUGGCCCACGGACAAAGUGGAGGAGGCUUCAAGACUUGCGAGAGAGUCAGGAAUCAACAUUUUCUUCAUCACCAUUGAAGGUGCUGCUGAAAAUGAGAAGCAGUAUGUGGUGGAGCCCAACUUUGCAAACAAGGCCGUGUGCAGAACAAACGGCUUCUACUCGCUCCACGUGCAGAGCUGGUUUGGCCUCCACAAGACCCUACAGCCUCUGGUGAAGCGGGUCUGCGACACUGACCGCCUGGCCUGCAGCAAGACCUGCUUGAACUCGGCUGACAUUGGCUUCGUCAUCGACGGCUCCAGCAGUGUGGGGACGGGCAACUUCCGCACCGUCCUCCAGUUUGUGACCAACCUCACCAAAGAGUUUGAGAUUUCCGACACGGACACGCGCAUCGGGGCCGUGCAGUACACCUACGAACAGCGGCUGGAGUUUGGGUUCGACAAGUACAGCAGCAAGCCUGACAUCCUCAACGCCAUCAAGAGGGUGGGCUACUGGAGUGGUGGCACCAGCACGGGGGCUGCCAUCAACUUCGCCCUGGAGCAGCUCUUCAAGAAGUCCAAGCCCAACAAGAGGAAGUUAAUGAUCCUCAUCACCGACGGGAGGUCCUACGACGACGUCCGGAUCCCAGCCAUGGCUGCCCAUCUGAAGGGAGUGAUCACCUAUGCGAUAGGCGUUGCCUGGGCUGCCCAAGAGGAGCUAGAAGUCAUUGCCACUCACCCCGCCAGAGACCACUCCUUCUUUGUGGACGAGUUUGACAACCUCUACCAGUAUGUCCCCAGGAUCAUCCAGAACAUUUGUACAGAGUUCAACUCACAGCCUCGGAACUGAAUUCAGAGCAGGCAGAGCACCAGCAAGUGCUGCUUUACUGACUGACGUGUUGGACCACCCCAGCGCUUAAUGGGGCACGCACGGUGCAUCAAGUCUUGGGCAGGGCAUGGAGAAACAAAUGUCUUGUUAUUAUUCUUUGCCAUCAUGCUUUUUCAUAUUCCAAAACUUGGAGUUACAAAGAUGAUCACAAACGUAUAGAAUGAGCCAAAAGGCUACAUCAUGUUGAGGGUGCUGGAGAUUUUACAUUUUGACAAUUGUUUUCAAAAUAAAUGUUGGGAAUACAGUGCAGCCCUUACGACAGGCUUACGUAGAGCUUUUGUGAGAUUUUUAAGUUGUUAUUUCUGAUUAGAACUCUGUAAACCUCAGCAAGUUUCAUUUUUGUCAUGACAAUGUAGGAAUUGCUGGAUUAAAUGUUUAGAAGGAUGACA
Pan troglodytes (chimpanzee) is the source of this 2792-nucleotide messenger RNA. It is a transcript of the gene VIT, whose product is annotated as vitrin. Gene Ontology annotation, cellular component: interstitial matrix. The transcript is spliced from 16 exons. Gene Ontology annotation, biological process: extracellular matrix organization; positive regulation of cell-substrate adhesion. The record is from RefSeq and is a predicted model, not a curated record. NCBI's taxonomy places the organism in Eukaryota, Metazoa, Chordata, Mammalia, Primates, Hominidae. Bases 283 to 2364 code for a protein of 693 amino acids.